AUGCAGGCGGAGGAUGCCGUGGAGGAUCAUGUGUCAGUUGCUGUGGAGGCUGCUCAGGGGGCAAAGCUGGCGUUGUGGGACCGGCUGCCUUGCUAUGCUGAGCACUUCUGCGACGUGUCGCUGCGAAGCACUGAUGGACAAGUCUUCAAGGCACAUCGCCUCGUGCUCUCCAUGGCUUCAGACCCCUUGUUUGCCAUGCUGAGUGGCAGCUUUGCAGAAGGGCAGCAGUCGGAGGUGCCGUUCGACUACUCGAGUGAGGCGCUGAACGCCUUCCUUGAGUUCCUGUACAGAGGCACCUUCUGUGUCAAGAAGGCCAUUCUGCCAGAACUUCUCCGGCUCUGUCACCAGUGGGAGGUGCAGCCCUUGCAGACGGCGCUCAACGAGCUGCUGGUGAAGCACAUGACGCCGGAGCUCUGCUCAUCGCUGAUCGUCGACUGCGAGGUACUGCUGGUGGACAAGCUUGAUGAGAUGCUAGAAAACUAUGUGCUAGAGAACUUCGGCUCCUGCGUGCGAACAGAGCAGUUCGGCUCUUGGCCACUACACCGCAUGAUCGGAAUAUUGCGCAGUGACGAAUUGGUGGCGGAGCAUGAGGAGGAGGUGCUGGCUGCAGUGAUGCACUGGCACCGGAGUGGCCCUUCACGCGAUGAUGCAACAGCGGCGCUGCUUCAGAUGGUUCGCUUUCCCUUGCUGUCGGUGGCGGCUCUGCAAGGUCUUGGCAGCAGAGAAGGCCUAACAGGCCUUCCUGGAGUUGUUAUGUCCCGCCUAGCAGCGGCUGCGCUGAAGGUCCACCAGGGCUGUCCACAGAGUGACUGCCAGCGCUGGGACAGACCAGACAGCCACGAUGAGCAGGCUUCCUUCAUGAAGACCGUGAAGCUUCGCAACGCCUAUCCCCAUUGGUGGGCGGACUUCGGGUGUUCUGUCCGUGGUGGAGUUGUCGUGGCGGAGCGCAGCGGCAUUGACACGGAGGCGUUUUAG
This is a messenger RNA of Symbiodinium natans, 975 nucleotides long. The record is from the annotation of a GenBank genome assembly. NCBI's taxonomy places the organism in Eukaryota, Dinophyceae, Suessiales, Symbiodiniaceae.